AUGCAGGCGAUUCAAUCGAAACUGUCGGUACAUGCAGUGACCUCGUAUUUGGGAGUAUUCAAGGAACCUCGUGGUCUAAUUCGUCUAUUUCAAAUCAUCUUUGCUAUAUUAGCAUUUGCUACUGCGUGUAAUGGUCGUUCCUCAACGACACUCGACUACGGUGGCAAAGACGAUGCGAUUGUUUCAUCAUGGUCAUAUCCAUAUAGAUUAAGUCGUAGUGCUAUUGUAUUUACAAAUGGUACCAUUUUAGGCACACUUUCGACUUCAAAUGAUCCGAAAUCACCAGCGGAAUUUUUCUUAUUUACAUCUGUGAUGGCAAUGUUGUUAGGAUUGACGUUUACCUUUAUUUAUGUGUUUCUCAGUCCAUUAUAUCGUAACAAUGAUCUUUUUCCCACAUUAGACUUUUUUAUCACGUUUAUAUGGACGAUCUUCUGGCUUGCAGGAAGUUCAGCAUGGGCACAAGGUGUAACAAACAUUCGUUCACUAACAGACUUUGAUAAUAUUCGUCAACGAUCGGGUAUUUGCCCUUCAUCGACUGUAUGUCCUGACGGAUCGGUUGCGAAUUAUGGAAAUUUGAUUGUUUCUGUUCUGUUCGGUUUCUUGAAUUUUGUCCUCUGGCUUGGAAGUCUUUGGUUUGUCUUUAAAGAAACUCGAUUCUUCAAAUCUUAUACCAUGCAACAACCACAAGUUCAAGCUCCUGUUUAUCCCGAUAUCGGUUCACCAACGAUGCAUCCACAAUCUUAUACGCAAUCGCCUGUUGUCAUGACUUAA
Molecule: messenger RNA, 771 nt
Organism: Adineta ricciae
Lineage: Eukaryota; Metazoa; Rotifera; Eurotatoria; Adinetida; Adinetidae
Source: the annotation of a GenBank genome assembly